Messenger RNA from Dipodomys spectabilis (banner-tailed kangaroo rat), 1285 nucleotides. RefSeq names its product hematopoietic SH2 domain containing (gene Hsh2d). Gene Ontology annotation, cellular component: cytoplasm. NCBI's taxonomy places the organism in Eukaryota, Metazoa, Chordata, Mammalia, Rodentia, Heteromyidae. The record is from RefSeq and is a predicted model, not a curated record. The coding region runs from base 368 to 1285 and encodes 305 amino acids. The transcript is spliced from 6 exons.
UGGGUGCCUGGGCCCCGCCCAGGGGGCCCAAGAUCCUGCCGUUGGGCUCCGGGGGUUGCGAUGCCCUGGGCGUUGGGGUCACCCGCGGGCUCCUCUCUGCUGGCAUCCAGGACACGUGGGCACGCCAUCAAGGCCCGGGCUCUGGCCCUGCCCCGCCCCGGCCUCACCUGCACCCCAGGAAGUGGCUGUCCUGCUGACGCUCACCCCCGGAAUCGAAACCCAGCGCCCAGCACCUCCAGACCAGGCCUCGCUGCAAAGCCCCUGGCCAGGCCUGGGACUGCGGGGUUGCAGGCGGGCCCCGCGCUGGGGCUCCGUGGGCCGCAGGGACAGUGCAGCUGCAGCCGGAGGCCGCGCGAGACUCUCCGUGAUGGAAGCCGGGAAGCCACCCCGGCCGCCCCCGCCGCUGCCCCCACGGCUGGACUGGUUCGUGCACAUGCAGGGGGCCCAGCUGACCGUCGAGGGGAUCCCCGAGUGGUUCCACGGGACCAUCUCCCGAGAGGCUGCGGAGAAGCUGCUGGAGCCCCAGCCGGCGGGGUCCUUCCUCAUCCGGGUCAGCCACAGCCACGUGGGCUACGCUCUCUCCUGCAGAGCCCCGGGCUGCUGCCGCCACUUCAUGGUGAAGCUGCUGGACGACGGCCGCGUGUGCGGCCCCGACGGGGAGGCCCAUGCCUCGCUGGACGCCCUGGUCACCCGCCACCGGCGGACGCCGCUGCGGCCCCACGGGGACCUACUCACCCAGGCCUGCCCGCAGGAGGACCCCGCACACGCCGACUACGCCGACCUCCUCCUGCAGUGGCGCGCGCUGUCCGCGGCCAGCCCGGCGCUGGGUCCCGGGGACCCCCGCAGCCCUGCCCCGGGUCCCGAGGAGGGUCCCCGAAAGCCAGCGGCGAGCCCUCCGUGGUUGGAGCCCUCGUGCCCCGGCCCCCGGCAAGGCGCCCUGGCGCGGAGCGGGCGGAGCCUGCGGGCGCCGUCCGAGGCGGGCGGGAGCCGCCCCGCGCCCACCGCCCCGCCGCCGCCCCGGGACUCGGGGGCCUGGCCGGACGGCGCGGGGCCCCCACGCCCGCAGGGGGCCGCGAACCCCGGCCGCACGGCCGCCAGGACCCGCAGCUGGAGCGAGGUGGGCGCGGCGGUCAGCCGCUGGCAGCGCGCGCUGGCCCGGGCCUGGUCCAGCCCCGCGCCCGGGCCGCGGCCCCCCGAGGCCCCGCUCCCCGAGGAGUACGGGCGCCCGCCGCCCUUCGCCCCCGGGCACGAGGCGGCCGCGCCCGUGCCGCACGCGGGGCGGUGA